GUUAUUGAAUUUGGUUUCGAAAUUUGACCUCUUGUAGUUUUGUUUGUGAAAUAGUCAUGUUCGCGAGAUUCGAGUCAUUAUUAUUUUGUGUUCUAUUUUUGGAAGCUGUGAAAUGCUAUCAAAAUUGCAGGGAUAGCAGAAGCAGCCAUUUACGACAAGAUGGAGGAUUAUGUUUUGAGAUUCCACCAUGGCAGCACCAGCCAGUCGAAGUGGUGAAGCAUUUAAAGAAAAUUCGUAAUGCAUUCGGAAACAGUUAUUCUGAACGUCGCCAGACUACACUUUCUAAAUUUCCAUUGGACAAUCGCGAAAUAAACCGAUACAUGGACACUGUGAUAGCCCCCUUCUUAGACACUUACCACAGAAAUAUCCAGAAUUCCUAUCAACAAUUGACAAAUAAGAUCCUGAAAAAGAUUAAAGAUGAAAUCCACGUCGCUUUAAGGAAGAAGCAGAAAAUCUAUACCGAGCUAACAGAAUUGGCGGACUCCUUAAAAAUUCCACCCAUGUGCGAUGAAGAGCGUCGAGCGUUACGCACGUUGGCUAGUAGGCACGUUGCACAAAUAUACAAAUGCACAGAACAUGCCCGCACAUCCAUAGCAGAGAUGGGCAAGUACGCAGAAGAGAUGAUCAAAAUUACCCGCAAUCACAUGCAAUCCUCGUUAAAUGAAAUGGCCAAAAACGUUGAGACUAUUGAGAAGGUCCAAAAUUCAAAAAUAGUGAAUGUAACAGCUUGUCUCAAAGAACUUUCUACAGAAGCAGUAGCUUUAGGAUACGAGCUUGAUCUCAGCCUCACCAAUGCGAGACGUCACAAUGAACAGUCUUGUGAGAAACUGACUAACUGUUGUAACAAGGCCAGGAAGAAUACAGAGAUAGCCGUUACGUCUUUACGUGAAUAUUUGUAUCAGUGUGUGUAUGCUUAAUAUAAUCGCUAUCCCUAUCCCUACUAAUAUU
Messenger RNA from Pararge aegeria (speckled wood butterfly), 948 nucleotides. RefSeq lists its product as uncharacterized. Lineage: Eukaryota; Metazoa; Arthropoda; Insecta; Lepidoptera; Nymphalidae. The record is from RefSeq and is a predicted model, not a curated record. The transcript is spliced from 5 exons. The coding region runs from base 57 to 917 and encodes 286 amino acids.